Parnassius mnemosyne (clouded apollo) is the source of this 918-nucleotide messenger RNA. NCBI's taxonomy places the organism in Eukaryota, Metazoa, Arthropoda, Insecta, Lepidoptera, Papilionidae. The record is from the annotation of a GenBank genome assembly.
AUGGCAUCAAGUGACCCCAAACUUAAGGAUGGGCUGACUCUACCAGUUUGGAUGAAGUCCAGACCAGCCAAAGAGUUCGAACCGUAUGCCGCCUCUCCACCAGCACCUGAAGACUCAUUCUUCUAUAUCCGAUAUCCUAAGACAGACGCAAUAUUUGGCAAGCCAAAAUUGGCCAGUGACGAACCAAAUCUCAUGAAUGAUCAGCAAAAAGAAUUAGCAGGACAAGUAACAUACAACACAUUUAAAGCUAAGGACUGGUCGAAACACACCAAACCAUGCCAAGACGUUUUGCAUGGCAUUACACCUCUUAACACAGCAGUUAACUCGCAGCCGAAGCCGGCGGGUACGGACGAUGGCUUCAAAGACGAGGGAGCGGCAUGCGGCAGUUCCGUCGUCAAGGUGGCGCAUCAGAUGAUCCAGUCGAACCGUUGCCCGCGCGGGUUCACGGUCGCUUCGCCAGCGGAUGAGGAGGCUCAGGCCCCGGACUACCGACACUACAACCUGCAUGCUCGUCGAGGAAGCAAGAGCUUACCGGUCACGCCCGCUCACUCCCCCAACUCGAGCCCGACGAGCCGCAGGAAGAUGGGUGGCAAUCGUUUCUUUACGUCGCCGUUCGAACCGGUGGAAGAUUCAAGCAAUCGCUCCUGGCUGACAAUGGCGUUGCUCGGUUUCAAGAAAGAACUCACCACUUCCAGCUCAACUCUCACCGAGGAAGAUGCAGUUGAAACCAAAUUGUACGGUGGCACACUAGCAGAAUCCGUCGAAAAUUUGGGUCCAUCCCCCAAGGGUAAAGAACCUAACGUUAUAUCAACCGAAACAAGCACACAAAAGUCGGUACUCGGCAAACCGGCUCACGCCUUUCGUCCCAAACCCUCGGAACUCCGGGAAAUGAACUUUUGGUCACCAACCUCCAUGUAA